Messenger RNA from Cylicocyclus nassatus, 2765 nucleotides. Lineage: Eukaryota; Metazoa; Nematoda; Chromadorea; Rhabditida; Strongylidae. The record is from the annotation of a GenBank genome assembly.
AGAUGUAAUUUGAUUAAAUUAAAAACAGCGCUGCACGGGACUAGGAGCGGGACUCGCCUAAAGUAAUAAGCGUGUGCGUAACGUGUGUAACUGACAUUAACAAGCUACCGUAUAGCGAAUCAGCUCGGAACCAGCUGACUGGUUGCUCGGCGCGUGUCAGAGAAGCAGAGCGGCGGGCGCGGGUGUGGCCCGACGGGGGCCGGGGGGUUAGAGACGCACACGCAGGCAUCGAUCUCACGCAGCCGCCCCGGCAUCCCGACCACCACCAUCGUCAGCAGCAGCAGCAGCAGCUUCGACCUCGUCGUCUCCAUCGUCGAAGUCGAACAGUACGUUCUGAAUGGAGCUAUGUGAGCUGCAUCUGCAACCCGAGGACGACGCUUGGCCCUCGGACAUCGACACACGUAUCGCUCAGCUUGAUUUUGGCGGCGAUUCGGCAUUGUUCGCUUCCAGCUCUGUUAGCACUGAUUCGUUAGAUUCGGAACAGUUACGAGAACGAUGCCGACUUAGAACUGAAGAUUUUCAAUUGACUUUUGCUGAUUCGGGACAUUGGCAAAGCGGACAGCUUACUACAUGGGGGCGCAUUCGGUCCACUGAGCCACUCGAUGAAACAACUGCAAGUGCGCCAGAUGUGAUAACUCGUCCGCAAACAACACCAUCGACGACAGCGACUGCUCCACGACCAACAAGUCUUCUGGCGAAUUUCGUCGGCCGUGAAUCAUCACAAGAUAAUUUGAAUGGCGGUCGUUACGUGGACGUCAACGACAACGAGAUUCAACUCGAAGCGAGUCCAUCGAAUACACAAGAUCGUUGGCGAGCUGCCAGACCGGCUACAAGCAGUGCUCGAUUGGUUCCGAGCAAACCACGACGGACAUUCGCCGAUUUGCACAAGUCGAUCGCACCAGAGCUGCAAUUUCUUGCACUUCCUCAUCAGAUUCCUACUCUGUGUGAGUCUUCAACGAUGUCGUUGAGUGAUGUUAUGUUAAAAGUACAACGCGAUGGCAUUCCGCCAUUGACCUCCGAUCUCGAUUUGCCACUUCCAUCAUUGCUACAAACAAAUCAGCUCGAGGAAGACUCACCCGACUCUGGAUUAGGUUGUAGCGGUCCGGUACACAUCGAAGACUGGGCGUCGCUGUCAAUUUUAUUGCCAAAACAUGUUGCUGAAGCGUGUUCGUUUUUCAAGUCGAAUGCCCAAUUGCUGGGCUCGUCCUCACAUUCCAAUUGUAUCGAACGAAAACGAACCGAGCCGUGCAGGACAUGCUUUCGAGUGCGAAGAAGAAUACAUCCGCCAAGUUGGGCUCAUUCCACUGCAUCGCGACAUGUGCUGUGUGAUUGCUCACCAGAUAGACCAGAAACUGCACAUGAACUCAUGCCAAGAAGCGGAAGGUCAUCUGAUGGUCAACAAAUUCGUGCACGGGAGUUGUCAGUUGUUGGACUCCCAAUAUAUGCGACAAAACGCACUAUGGUAGAAGCUGUUGUGGAUGCUGUCGCCGGCAUUGCCCGAGGCGAAACACCCAACGCACUGUUCACAGCGUUAGCCGCUUUAGUAUCGGAUGGGCUUAAGGAAGGCAUCACGUCAUGGAAUAUGAUUCGCACCGUUACUGCACCUGGUCCCGCCACGAAAGACGUAUACUCAAUUGUGAACAAACUGGAUUCAAACGAGAAGUCCGAAAAUUCUCGCGUAGAGCAGUUCUUUGAAGAGCUUUUCAGAGAAAAUUCUCUGGAUUGCUGGCUUUGUUAUGUAGUAUUGAAAGAAAAUGUGCUUCGCCGUCUUUACACUCCCGGAAGUUUUCUGCUAGAUGCGCCAACGGCCUAUAGGACACUACUAUGGCGAUUGGUUGAUACACUCGCUCUUAUUCCAGUGUUGGAAUUUCGUGAAUGCUCCCAUCCGCAUCAAACACAAUCUAUGCUGUGGAGUGGACCAUGCAGGCUACCGGCCGAUUCUCGAGUUCCAAAAAGCUCAUCGGUACCGGCACGUCUAUCGAAUUCGAAUCAUAAUCAUCGACGUUCUCGAAUACCAUUGCCAAAAAGUCGCGUAAGCAUGCAUCGAGCCGUGACGCCAUCGGCAGUGCUUGCCGCGUCACCGCUCGCUUCUGUGAUUGCGGACUCGUGCGAACCUGGUCACUUGGUAGUGUCACGCGGCGAAAGCGUACGAGUGCUGUCACGACGUGGUUCGAUCGCUCGUUGCUGUCGCGUGCAUCGUCGUCGCGAUCUCGUCUCGACCGGCAUCGUUCCAUUGCAAAACCUCGUCAUCCGAUGAUCUAGUCCACCCGAAAAGCAUAUGUGCCCUUUUUCUUGCCACGGCGUCGUCAUCCCACACAACACGUGUUCCUCCUCUUCCGCACCCAUUGCAGUGAGUCAGAUAUGAGUAAUAAACAGAAAAAGUAACGGCGAUCUCUUCGCGUUAAUUUACUGUACACAUUUUAUUUCUUCGUUUGUAUCUGUUUGUUUCCUUCAAGUUCUAUUUUGAGUUUUGAUUUUGCAUAAAGAAUUAUCUCUUUCCGGUACACUUUAUUCUUUUGUCAUUUUCUUUAUUCCAUUCGUCCACACUAGCGUAUGUAUUAUUCCCACUGGUUGGUUGAAUUGUGCUUGCCUAGAGAUUUCUAGUCUCCCACAACAAGAGUCGUAACUCUUGUUCUUGUUCGAAUUUUUCUUCUUACAGUAUUUUCGCAUUCAAUGUAGCAUUUAUAUGUUAUCGCUAAUAAAUAGGCGAUCAAAUGCUGUAAUAAUAUUUUCAUACUUGGAAAUGAAUCUUUGUCGUGGCUUUC